GUUAUAGUCGAGAAAGCGCACGAUUCGUUUUCUUUCCACCAUAUGGCAGUACAUUUGAAAUCAAAUACGGAAGACCUACGGUCGGUUUUCAAUAAGUAUGCCAGUGUUAGCAAGAAUGGUCAAAUGUAUAUGACUUCGAAAGAUUUCGCUGUCAAAUAUCUACGUUUAUUCAAUGAAGAAAAUUACAACGUAUCAUCAGUUAAUUGUAUUGCUAGUGCUGCCGAUACCACAAAAGAUGGAUUGAUUUCUUUCGAAGAAUUUCUUGCGUUUGAAGCUCUUCUGUGCACAUGCGACUCUUUAUAUUCGUGGACAUUUGAACUGUUCAAUCGAGACGGCCUCGGGGUCAUAUCAUUUGACAAUUUUAAGAAAACACUCGAUAUGACAUCGGUGAAUAAAGAUUUUACGUUUAAUUUCGAUUGUGAUUUCAUCAACCUGCAUUUUUCCAAGGAUAGAUCACGUAAAAUUCCUUAUGAUGAAUUCACGCAAAUAAUUCACGACUUCAAUAAUGAGCAUGCUAUCCAAGCCUUUAAACAAAUGGAUCAAGAUAAAACUGGAACGAUUACAGUUGAUCAGUUUAAAAGUAUUAUUUUGCAGUUGAAAAGUCAUUUGUUGACUCCUUUGAUUAAAGAAAAUUUACUCACAGUUGCCUUACAAGGCGAAAUGAAUGGUGGUCGUAUUACCUUUGCUUAUUAUAUGGCUUUCAUUGCACUCUUAACUAAUAUGGAAUUAGUUAAAAAAGUGUAUCUAAGUCGAACUAAUGGGAACGCCAAAGUAGAAUUGACUAAAGAGGAAAUGUUGAAUGCAGCACAAAAUUUCUCUCAAAUCACGCCAAUGGAAAUGAGUAUUCUAUUUCAGCUCAUUUCACUUCUUCGAAAAGAUGGACGCGUUACUUAUCAAGAUUUAUGUGCUUUUACCCCCGUGGAAGAAAAUUCUAUGUCACACCAUAUGCAGGCUCGACUUCAGGGAAAUUCUGGAAAUAAUGUAAAUGUACCUCGUGGAAGAAGUGUUUUAAUGUCCAUACUUGAACAAUGUUAUCGGUUCACUUUAGGCUCAAUUGCUGGUGCAUUCGGAGCUACUGCCGUCUAUCCAAUCGAUCUUGUUAAGACAAGAAUGCAAAAUCAACGUGCUACUGGAUCAACUACGGGUGAACUUAUGUAUAAAAAUAGCUGGGAUUGUUUUCGUAAAGUUAUUCGAUUUGAAGGAUUUUUCGGUUUGUACCGAGGUUUAGGACCACAGAUAUUAGGUGUUGCACCAGAAAAAGCGAUUAAACUUACCGUCAAUGAUUUAGUUCGUGAUCAAUUUACAAAACCGAAUGGUGAUAUCUCAAUAUAUGCUGAAAUAUUAUCUGGAAGUUGUGCAGGAGCAAGUCAAGUAAUUUUUACUAAUCCUUUGGAAAUUGUAAAAAUACGACUUCAAGUUGCUGGAGAAAUCGCUGAUACAAGGCGUCUAUCAUCCUUCUCAGUUGUCAAAGAUUUAGGACUUUUCGGGCUUUACAAAGGAUCACGAGCUUGUUUUUUACGUGAUAUCCCAUUUUCAGCUAUAUAUUUUACUUCAUAUAGCCAUUUGAAAAAGUAUUUUGCAAAUGAAAAUGGUUGUAAUUCAUCAACAAGCUUAUUACUGGCUGCAACAAUUUCUGGAGUUCCUGCAGCAUUUUUAGCCACACCAGCAGAUGUAAUCAAGACAAGAUUACAGGUUGUAGCGCGUACAGGUCAAACAACAUAUACAGGAGUAAUUGAUGCGGCUAGAAAAAUUUGGCGUGAAGAAGGUGGUCGGGCAUUCUGGAAGGGAUCUGGUGCUCGCGUAUUUCGAUCUAGUCCACAGUUUGGAGUGACACUUUUAUCAUAUGAAACACUUCAAAGAUAUCUCAACUUUGAUUUUGGUGGAAGGUACUUUUCAUAUUUCAUCGGCUUUUUCUCUUUCUGUAUAUACUUCUUGUCCAUUUUUUCUCUCGUCUUUGAUUUCGCUAAAUCGUAAACUUUUCUGUACAUUUGUAUUAUAUUUCAGAAUUAAUAACUUAACCCACAUGUAACGUAGUGUAAUAUACUUCUUUGAUUAAGUUACAUCAAUAAAUAAUGGUUUAAGGAACUUUUACCUAGCUGAGAAUUAUCGAAGAUUUUUUUAUGAUCUCCCUAUAACGGUUAUGGUCAUGAGUCACUGAUAUCCCAAAAAAAAUUUAUAAUAGUCGGUGUUGUUAAUAAUUUCUAUGAUGUAUUUAUGUCAAUGAGUCUUAGUAGUAACCAAUACGUAUUUUGCUGCUAGAAUUUUAUUGGUCAAGUUACAUUGUAAUCUUUAGUAUAAGUGACUCGACAUCUCUUACGUAAUAAUUUAAUGUUAUUUGGUUAGAUGUGGUAAUAGGUUAGAAGGUUGAGAUCUUGAUUGGCACGAUUUAUGUGAUUUAUAUGAUAACCAUAUAUUAUUUUUUAAUUAGUUCUUCAAUCUAUUAUUAUUUUUUCUUAUUGAUGAUUUUACCAUAAACCUAAAAUUUACUCAUCAUUCGAAAAUUAAUCUGUUUUUUUAGAGAACUCUCUGGUAAACCAAUUAAUUGUCAUACUUCAGUAUUUCCAACUAAUCCUGAUCAUAUUGGCGGUUAUCAAUAUGCAACAACCACAUUUUGUGGUAUUGAAUCACGUUUAGGAUUAUGCUUUCCGAAAUAUGCAUUGAAUUAAAAUGAUUUGUUUUGUUAAUUUGUGCGCCUUCAUAAUUCAAUCUCGGUCCGAAAUUCUUAUAUUUUUUUUCUAUUGAAUUCCUUUUUUUUAUUUUUAUCUAAUGUGACAAUAAUGAUGGGUCGUUUUUGUAAACUGUAUUUUAUUACAACUCUCAGGUGAACUAGGUUUUGCAUAGAAAGCAUAUUCUGUAAAGGUAUUAGAUUGGUUAUGAUAAGCAAACUAUCCAUAUUCAUAUACAUAUACACAACCUUUAACGUAAUAUUUGUCUAACAUUUCCUCUGUUCAUAAAUGUUGUAAUGGAUAUCAAAAAAUAUAGGAUGUAUUCAAAUUUGUUCGUCUUGUUCUUUUUCUAUCCUUAACUUGCUUUUUUUUCCUGUAUUCACGAUGGACAUCAUAAGACUACAAUUGAAAAGUUCGUUUUGUCUGUUAUUUUUUUUCGUUUUUGUCAUAUCUAUGAAGAAAGUAUUCUGUUAUUUUGCAUUCUCUAGCAUUAUGGUGUUUAUGGUUCUUUUUUCUUUUCUGUUUUAUUACAUAAAUCUCUCUUCUGAUUCAAAGUUUAACAGUAUAUUUCCAACGGUCAUUUUGCUAAUUUAUAGUGGUAUUUUAUUCCAUCUCAUUGUAUUAAUAUAUCUUUUAAUUGUACAAUCGACAGUAUAUUAAUAUUUCUGUUACCUCUCCUGGAUUAUUACUGAUACUGUUACAUCAUCCAAUAUUUUUUAGGGGUAAUGACAUCUAAAAUAACUUAAGAUUAUUGUUUUCAAUUUUCUCACAAUUUUAUUUUAUAUUAAUUAUGAACAAGUAUCUCUCAGCAGAUGUAAUGACUACAAUUGUACGUAUUAUUUCCUUACUGUUGUACUUAAUUUUUCUGCAUAAAAUGUUUAAAUAAUGG
Molecule: messenger RNA, 3555 nt
Organism: Schistosoma guineensis
Lineage: Eukaryota; Metazoa; Platyhelminthes; Trematoda; Strigeidida; Schistosomatidae
Source: the annotation of a GenBank genome assembly